AUGCAUUCAACGCGACUUGUCAACCUAAUGAUGGCGGCACUUUCGGUGACCGCCGUCACUGGAGUAGCAUGGCUCGAUAAUCAGCACGCUGGCGCAGGCCAACUCGCGGUCAGGGCGGACGAUGAUCUCCCAAUCUCAAUUGGCCCUAGUCUUGAUGCCGACACCACCAGCGACAGUGCUGCUGCCGAUCCAACCACAUCUAAGAAAAGUGACGAUGCAACACCAACAACGUCAAGUCCUCCUGCAGAAACCACAUCUGAUACCCCUACCACUUCUAAUGAACCUAGCCCAACGCCUACAACAAGUGAUAAGACCACACCGACGCCUACGACGCCUACGACGACUAACAACACCCCGACAACGGGGCAAGGAACAACGCCUAUAACGCCCCAGCCAACCACGACUCGUUCAAAUGCCCAAUCGUCCUCGGUCCCAUCGCCGACAUCGUCUAGUGGUGGUAAUGGUGGCGGUGACAGCGAUGAUACCACUGAAGUCCCUCAGCAGACCACGCCGCCACCUGUCACGACUACCUUCUUCACCGUUAUCACCACUACUGACGCAGCAGGCCAGACUCACAUCUCCUCCUCGUCAAGCGUUAUGGUUUCGACGCCUUCCCCUGUACCUGUUACCAACUCCAACGCGGAAACCGGAAUGUCUCCGGAAACUAAGAAUACGAUCAUCGGUGUUUGCGUGGGUGUCGGAGGCGCAAUCGUCCUCGCAGCUGCGGGCGUAUUAUUCUGGAGACUCCGUAGCAGGAAGCGCAGCCUGGAGGAGAACGAGGAGCUGGUUAGCUACGGCGACGGAUUCGGAGGUCCCGGAACUGCGGAGAAGUCGGAGGCUAGUGGUAGCACCGCCGGCCGCAGCCCCUUCCAGAGCACCCUCGAGAGUUACCACGCGCCGACGCAAACAAAUGCGGCUUCCAACUUCUAA
This is a messenger RNA of Daldinia caldariorum, 930 nucleotides long. RefSeq lists its product as uncharacterized. The record is from RefSeq and is a predicted model, not a curated record. Bases 1 to 930 code for a protein of 309 amino acids. The transcript has a single exon. NCBI's taxonomy places the organism in Eukaryota, Fungi, Ascomycota, Sordariomycetes, Xylariales, Hypoxylaceae.